AUGAGAGGGGCCCGGGGGAGCGAUCAGAGGCAGCAGUACGUGGGGAAGCUCAAGUUCGCCUCCUUGGAGGCCUCGCAGGGUUCCAAGAAGCUCAUCGUGGCCACCGAGAAGAACGUGGUGGCCGCCCUGAACUCCCGGAGCGGUGAAAUCCUUUGGCGCCACGUGGACAAGGGAACCCCCGAGGGAGCAAUCGACGCGAUGCUGAUCCACGGACAGGAUGCCAUCACUGUGUCCCAUGCUGGACGGAUCCUGCGUUCCUGGGAGACCAACAUUGGAGGGUUGAACUGGGAGACCUCCCUGGACACGGGCAGUUUCCAGAUGGCUGGGUUGGUGGGGCUGCAGGAUGCAGUGAAGUAUGUGGCAGUGCUGAAGAAGGCAGCCAUCUCUCUUCACUACCUUUCCAAUGGACACCAGAAAUGGGUGGAACACUUACCAGAAAGUGAGAGUACCCAGUAUCAGCUGUUGUAUUCCCAUGGGACUGGAGUGAUCCAUGUGCUUGGAAUUGUUCCCCAGAGCCACUUCAAUAUUUUAACAUUCAACGUAGAAGAUGGAGAAAUUACAAAGCAGCUCAGAGUUGCAGCCCCAUGGUUGAAGAGCUUGAGUGGCAUGUGCAGUGUGGUGGGGGAGGCAGUGCUCGUCUGCCUGGACAUGGACACACAGUCCCUAUAUGUCUGCUCUUUGGAAAUGGAGCAGGAGAUGAAGCAGAUCCCACUGCAGUCACUUGACCUGGAGUUUACUGAUGACUUCCAGCCCAGGAUAUUGGCCACUCAGCCCAGUGCAGUUGGUGCUUCCCGGGCUCAGUUUUUCCUGCAACUUUCUGCAAGCCACUUCUCCCUGUUUCAGUACAAGCAUGGGUUGCUCAGCCACCUCCGGGACUUCCAGCAGGCAGCUCUGGUGAGUUUUGCAACAACUGGGGAGAAAACUGUGGCAGCUGUUCUGACCUGCAGGAGUGAACUGAAACCUGGGAGCUCUGAUGCUGGCAGUGCCCUGGAGACUGCUCGGAAGCAGGAAUCCUUGACCUGUUCCAAUCAAACCUACAAUAUUAAUCUCUACCUUGUUGAAACUGGACAGAGAUUGUUGGAUACCACCAUUACCUUCACCCUGGAGCAGAGUGGUGCCAAACCACAGCAGCUAUACAUCCAAGUUUUCCUGAAGAAGGAUGACUCUGUGGGCUAUCGAGCCUUGGUGCAGACAGAAGACCAUAUGUUGAUGUUCCUCCAGCAGCCAGGAAAAGUUGUGUGGAGUAGAGAGGAGUCCCUGGCAGAAGUGGUAAGCUUGGAGAUGGUGGAUCUACCUCUGACAGGUGCACAGGCUGAACUGGAAGGAGAAUUUGGAAAGAAAGCAGAUGGUUUGCUGGGGAUGUUCCUGAAACGACUGUCCUCCCAGCUUAUCCUGCUGCAGGCCUGGACUGCCCAUCUCUGGAAGAUGUUCUAUGAUGCCAGGAAACCCCGGAGCCAAAUUAAAAAUGAGAUUAACAUUGAUAAUUUGGCCAGAGAUGAGUUCAACCUCCAGAAAAUGAUGGUGAUGGUCACUGCUUCGGGAAAGCUUUUUGGUAUUGAAAGCAGUUCUGGCACCAUCCUGUGGAAACAGUAUCUCAGGAAUGUGAGACCAGGCUCCUCCUUUAAGCUGAUGGUCCAAAGAACAACAGCCCAUUUCCCACACCCUCCCCAGUGCACCUUGCUUGUUAAGGACAAGGAAACCAAAAUGAGCUUUCUCUAUGUCUUCAACCCCAUCUUUGGGAAGAGGAGCCAAGUGGCUCCUCCUGUUUUGAAACGCCCGAUUCUUCAGACUUUGCUCCUGCCUAUUAUGGAUCAGGACUAUGCCAAAGUCCUGCUUCUGAUUGAUGAUGAGUACAAGGUUACAGCUUUCCCAGCAACUAAAAACGUUCUUCGCCAACUAGAAGAAAUAGCCCAUUCCAUCUUUUUUUAUCUAGUUGAUGCUGAGCAGGGAAAACUCUCUGGAUUCAGGCUAAAAAAGGACCUGACAACAGAGGAGAGCUGGGAUGUGAUCAUCCCCACUGAAGUCCAGAGGAUAGUGACUGUGAAAGGGAAGAGGUCCAAUGAGCACGUGCACUCCCAGGGCCGCGUGAUGGGUGACCGCAGUGUCCUCUACAAGUCCUUGAAUCCCAACCUUCUUGCUGUGGUGACAGAGAGCACAGACACGCACCAUGAGCGCACGUUCAUUGGGAUUUACCUGAUUGAUGGAGUCACAGGCAGGAUCAUCCACUCCUCAGUGCAGAGGAAAGCAAAGGGACCUGUCCACAUUGUCCAUUCAGAGAACUGGGUGGUGUACCAGUACUGGAACACGAAGGCCCGGAGGAACGAGUUCACUGUUCUGGAGCUGUAUGAGGGCACAGAGCAGUACAAUGCCACAGCCUUCAGCUCCUUGGACCGCCCCAUCUUACCUCAGGUCCUCCAACAAUCCUACAUCUUCCCCUCUGCUAUCAGUGCCAUGGAGGCCACCAUCACUGAGCGAGGCAUCACCAGCCGCCACUUGCUUGUUGGGCUUCCCUCUGGGGCCAUCCUGUCCCUUCCAAAGGCUCUGCUGGAUCCUCGUCGCCCGGAGAUCCCUACAGAGCAAAGCAGAGAGGAGAACCUGAUCCCAUACUCCCCUGAUGUCCAGAUCCACGCUGAGAGGUUUAUCAACUACAAUCAAACCAUAUCCCGCAUGAGAGGGAUCUACACAGCCCCCUCAGGCCUGGAGUCCACUUGUUUGGUUGUUGCAUAUGGCCUGGACAUCUACCAGACCCGAGUCUACCCAUCCAAGCAGUUUGAUGUCCUGAAGGAUGACUAUGACUACGUGCUGAUAAGCAGUGUGCUCUUUGGGCUGGUUUUUGCUACCAUGAUCACCAAGAGACUGGCUCAGGUGAAGCUGCUGAACCGGGCCUGGCGGUAA
Messenger RNA from Chaetura pelagica (chimney swift), 2895 nucleotides. It is a transcript of the gene EMC1, whose product is annotated as ER membrane protein complex subunit 1. Gene Ontology annotation, cellular component: EMC complex. Gene Ontology annotation, biological process: protein folding in endoplasmic reticulum. The transcript is spliced from 24 exons. Gene Ontology annotation, molecular function: protein binding. Lineage: Eukaryota; Metazoa; Chordata; Aves; Apodiformes; Apodidae. The record is from RefSeq and is a predicted model, not a curated record. Bases 1 to 2895 code for a protein of 964 amino acids.